AUGCACGCCAAGGGCGGCCGCACCUUUUCGCGCGCCUUUGCCGCCACCGUCGACGACGCGCAAAUCCCGCUCGACAGCAAGAAGCGCAAAUUCGGCCCCUCCGAGGGCAAAUUGCCACGCAUCCCAGAAGCCAAGCCGACGAAGCGUUUCGCGCCCAUCCGCGGUGGUCGGUCCUGGACGAUUUCCGUAGCCGUGCCGGGCAGCAUCCUCCACAACCUCCCAACCGCUGAGCAGCGUCUCGCCACCGUCGCCCGUCUCGCGCGGUCGCUGGCCAUCUUUUGCGUCGACGAGGUCAUCGUGUACGACGACGACGCCGCCGCGGUGCCCUCGUCGCGCAGCAGCACGACGAUAACACGCCUCGACGGCUCGCCCGACGCCUACACGGGCGACUCGGACCCGUGCCACUUUGUCGCCCAGGUGCUGUCCUUUCUCGAGUGCCCGCCGUUUAUGCGCCGGCGGCUGUUCCCGCUGCACGCCAACCUGCGGCAUACGGCGCUGCUGCCGGCCGUCGACAUGCCGCACCACCCGCGGCCCAAGGCGGCCUGGCUGCCGUACGUCGAGGGCGUGACGGUGCCGCCCGCCGCCGAGGAGGAGGGCGGCGGCGGCAGCGGCUCCGUGGUCGACACGGGGCCCUGCGGCGGCCGCGUGUGCGUCCCCGACGACAUACCCCCGCACACACGCGUCACGCUGCACCUCGGCACCCACGCGGCCGCGCAGCAGCCCGUCUGCGCCGACCCGCACGCGCCCCGCGCCGAGGGCGGCUACUACUGGGGGUACGCCGUGCGCCGCUGCGCCAGCCUCUCGCGCGUCUUCACCGAGUGUCCGCACGCCGCCGGCUACGACCUGAGCGUCGGCACGUCGGAGCGCGGCACGCCGCUGGCGCAGGUCAUGGCCGAGCACCAGCAGAAGCGCGCCCAGCAGAAGCGCCGCGGCUACGGCCACCACCAGGCGGACAGCGACGAUGGCGCCGCCGCCGCCACGCCGUCGUUUCAGCACCUCGUCGUCGUCUUUGGCGGGCCCCGCGGCAUCGAGCUCGCCGCCGACCACGACCCCGCGCUCGCCGCCAUGCACAUCCGCGGCCCCAGGACCCGCGAGCUGUUUGAUCACUGGGUCGACGUGCUGCCGGGCCAGGGCAGCCGCGCCAUUGCGACCGACGAGGCCGUGCCGAUUGCGCUAAUGGGUCUGCGGGGCCUGUGGGAGUCGACGUGA
Cordyceps militaris CM01 is the source of this 1209-nucleotide messenger RNA. RefSeq names its product deoxyribose-phosphate aldolase 2. The coding region runs from base 1 to 1209 and encodes 402 amino acids. Lineage: Eukaryota; Fungi; Ascomycota; Sordariomycetes; Hypocreales; Cordycipitaceae. The record is from RefSeq and is a predicted model, not a curated record. The transcript is spliced from 2 exons.